CGUGCUCCCGUUUUUCGUUCAUCGUAGUUUUCCACCAGCUCGUCUCGAUUGAAAUUUUAAAUUGUCUACGAUUUCCACGACCAACUUUCUAUGCACUAUUAACGCUAUUUAAUAUAAACGGACUAUUUUCAUUAUGUUAAUACCUUAUAUAAAAUCAAUUUUCGUUUUUGACGUUUUUGUGGAUGUUUUUCCACUCACGUUGGUCAUUCGAACAUUAAACGGCGAAUUAUCUUAUUGAUAGCGGCGAAUGAUAACGACCUUCGGAGUGAUAACUGAUAACAGACUUCAAAUUCAUAAAUCAUCAUUGAUAUAUACUGUACUCACUACUCAUUAGUGAAUUGAUAACGGAUAACUAUUAAUUACUAGAUGGAUCUUUCUUAGAGCAAUCUAAUAUAGUUUUAAUUUUGUUCUUAAUUAUUCAUUAAUUAUUUUGGCUUUGCUUAUAAUAGGCUACAAUCCAAGUUUAGAAAGUCGUUUUGGGGCAUUUUGCUUGAAAACUAUUUUUCAAGUAUGCCUCCAAUGAAACCAUUUAGAGUUGGAAAACAAACCGGACCCAAAGAUAAAAAUAGAGGUCCCAGACAAUCAAAGUCAAGAGAAGAUAGUUUCAUAAAUGAUAAUGAUGGACCAUCUGGAUCAGAUAUUAAUUCCAAACGUCACCCUUCACAUUUGAAAGGACGUGAUAUAGGUAUAUGGUAUGCACGUCAAGCAAGCCGGAGAGAAGAUGAAGAAUUAUUAAAUGCUAAAAAGAAAGGUGAUGGUCCAAAGCUUAAGCCACCUCCCUAUUUGAAAGGUCGUGAUCUAGAUUUAUGGCACAAAGAACAAAAUCGAAUUUGGCAAAAAGCUCAAAAAAAAGAAAAGCAAAAAGAAUCGGGCAAAUGCUUUAUAAAAUUAAGAAUUGAAGGCAUUGGUCAUGUAGAAAUGAAGACCUCGGAGUUGGAUGCCGAAUUGCCUUUACUUGAAGAAAACAAUAAACUUAACUAUAGUAAAUCUUCAAAUUCUAAAAUAGAAUCGAUGAAUAAUAAAAGUUUUAGAAAUUUAAAUGUUUCAUCGUUGAAUGAUGAUAAUGAUAUUGAUGAAAAUGCUGAAUACAUUAUGGAUAGAUAUAAGAAAUUAGAAGAUUCAACUUUUAAAAGAAAAUUUUUAGACAACAUAACUGGCUCCAUUGAAGAUAAUCUCGCGGCAUCUGUACAAAGCAAUUCGAAAUUACAAAACGUCGAAAUGAGAAAUGCCGCUUUAAAAAAUGAACUUGAGGCUAAACGUAAAAAUCCUAAAUAUAGAUCCAUGUGUGAAAUUCGUAAAAAACUACCAUCGUACAGUAAAAGGGAAGAGAUUUUAGAUCUUCUGAAAAACAAUCAAGUUAUUCUAAUUAGUGGCGAAACAGGCUGUGGUAAGACUACACAAAUGGCGCAAUUUAUAUUAGAUGACGCUAUAAUGUCUGGUCAUGGAUCAACGUGCAGAAUUGUCUGUACCCAACCAAGAAGAAUCAGCGCUAUAUCUGUUGCUGAACGUGUAGCCGACGAGCGAGCAGAGCGUGUAGGAGAAGGAAGUGUAGGCUACCAAAUACGAUUAGAAAGGCGUCUAAGUCGUGAUUAUGGAUCAAUUCUGUUUUGCACUACGGGUAUUUUACUUCAGCAAAUUCAACAAGACUCAGCUUUGAAUUAUUACUCGCAUGUUAUCAUUGACGAAAUACACGAACGUGAUACUAUUAGUGAUUUCACUUUAACCAUUCUGAAGAGUAUUAUACCAGUGAGGCCCGACAUUAAAGUGAUACUCAUGAGUGCUACGUUAAAUGCAUCGGCAUUUUCUAGUUACUACAAUGAAUGUCCAUCAUUAAACAUACCUGGAUUUACUUUUCCAGUCGAAGAACUUUAUCUCGAAGAUAUAUAUUCCUUAAGUGGGUUCAGGUAUUUUCCCAAAAAAUUACCUCAGAGAAUUCGAAAAGUACGACCCGGUGAUCCAUUUGGUGAAUUUGUCAUUCCUUACGUCAAUGAAAUGAGACGAUCCAAAAAGUAUCCAGCAUCGAUUUUAAAUUGGUUAGAAACUCCCAUGUCAGAAGAUACGGAUUAUGAACUUAUAGGGGAACUUAUAAACUAUAUUUGUAAUAACAAAGAAGAUGGAGCGAUACUAGUAUUUCUUUCUGGAUGGGAUCAGAUAUCUAAGUUAACUAGAAUUUUGAGAGAUAAAGGCUUUGGAAAUACAUCGCGAUAUAUCAUGAUACCAUUGCAUUCCAUGUUACCCACAGUGUCUCAAAAAUCAGUUUUUGAUCCACCGCCCAGAGGGGUUCGUAAAAUAAUCUUAUCUACAAAUAUUGCUGAAACUUCGGUAACUAUAGACGAUGUCGUAUAUGUAAUCAAUAAUGGUCGUAUGAAGUUGAAAGGAUAUGAAGCUGAAAAUAAUAUUUGUACUUUAAAAGAAGAAUGGGUUAGUUUAGCUAAUGCCAGGCAACGUCGUGGUCGUGCCGGUCGUGUUAGGUCGGGAACUUGUUACCAUCUCUAUACUCGAGGGCGCGAAAGAUCGUUUGAUGAUUAUGUACUACCAGAAAUGAUGCGCACUAGUUUAGAAGAAGUCAUACUCCAAGCUAAAAUUUUACAAGUCGGUAUGGUAACGCCGUUUUUGGAAAAAGUCAUGAAUCCUCCCGAUAGUAAAUCGUUAGAAGUAUCUUUGAAGUUACUGACAGAUUUAAAUGCCCUCGACGAAAAAGAAAACCUUACGCCAUUAGGUUUUCAUUUAGCAAAAUUACCAAUCGGACCACUCGAAGGCAAAAUGAUAAUUCUAGGAGUGAUGUUCAGUUGUCUUAGUCCAAUCAUGACUAUAGCUGCCAGUCUAAAUUUCAAAGACCCGUUCUUUUGUCCAGUAAAUAAAGAACAGCAAUGUCGUGAAAUCAGAAAAGAGAUGGAUGAAGGUCAUCAGAGCGAUCAUCUUAUGGUCACGAGAGCAAUGAGCAAAUUCUUACAAGCCAAACAAAGCAAUAGGGGUUGGGAUUUUUGUAGGGAAAAUUUUCUAAUGUUCAACACUAUGAACAUGCUACACGAAUUAAAAUCGCAGUACGCUAGAUAUCUGUGCGAUCUUGGAUUUAUCAAGUCUACUAAUUACGCGGACCACGAGUAUAACAUGAACUCAAAUAAUGUUAAGCUUUUGAAAUGCGUUUUGGUUGCUGGUUUGUGUCCUAAUAUUGCGGUUUCUCAAUCAAAAGUUAAAACAAGCGGACGAAAGUUAUCAAAGUUCGUGACUGCUGAAGACGGCAAAGUCGAUGUACACCCUAAAUCUGUAAACGCAGGCGACUGCUACUUUGAAAGUCCAUUGUUGUUGUAUCAUACAAAAUUGAAAACUAGUUCCAUAUUUUUGCAUGAUACCACUAUGGUUUAUCCAUUUCCAUUGGUCUUAUUCGCAAACAGUCUUAAAGUUACCGGAGAAAAGACCGAUCACGUAACAUUUAGCCUUAAUUCUCAAAUUCAUUUUACUACUUCCGCUAGGACAGCUAAUUUUAUUAAGACUGUUCGAAGUAGGUUAAAAUGGCUUAUUGAUUAUUUGAUGUCUCAUCCGGAAGACAUAAGUUUCGAUUCAAAGUCCAUCAGCGGAAAAGCACUUAAACUUGUUGUUGAUCUUGUAUCAGCUGAAGACCAUCCAGGCGUAUUGGAUUUUUCUCAUUUAUUUUGAAGUAUUAAAUAACGACGACAUAUUUAUUUAUUUGAACGCUUUUGUUAAAAAAAAAAUAUGUUUUUUUU
Messenger RNA from Adelges cooleyi (spruce gall adelgid), 3725 nucleotides. It is a transcript of the gene Rhau, whose product is annotated as ATP-dependent DNA/RNA helicase DHX36. Bases 511 to 3657 code for a protein of 1048 amino acids. The transcript has 18 exons. Gene Ontology annotation, molecular function: ATP binding; DNA helicase activity; G-quadruplex RNA binding. Gene Ontology annotation, cellular component: nucleus; intracellular anatomical structure; cytoplasm. The record is from RefSeq and is a predicted model, not a curated record. Lineage: Eukaryota; Metazoa; Arthropoda; Insecta; Hemiptera; Adelgidae.